UCUUCUUCCGUUUCUCUUCUUUCAUUUAUCAUCGAUUCUGUGCUCCAAUUUUAUUCAUUUUAAUAAUAUUUAUUAAUAUCACACGGGAAAGAAAAAGGGAUAAGGAUUUUAUAUGGUAAAUAAUAACUAUUAGAAGGGAAGGUUUAUGAUUAGACUUUUUAGAUGCUUUGCAUUUUGAUUGUUUCCAUGAUUCAAAGUUCGGAUUUGAUUGGUCAAAUUCAGUAAUGGAUGUUCCUUCCUAGCACACGCUUUGCUCUCUUGGAACUCAAAAGAUUUUUUAGUCUAGAAAAGAUGGGUUGCAUAUGGGAGCAGCAUUAGACUUGGGACAAUAGUCGAAAUCAGGAAGGAGGAGUUUGAAGGAAGAUAAUGAGGUGCCUACAGUCUGGGGAGCCAUUAGGAAGAGCAGUUGAAAUGGUUCCAUCGUCAGAAUCUGUUGCGACCAGUGACUGCUCAGCAAGUGGUCAUUCUUGCCUUGGUGGACAAAUUGGCAACAAGAAGCCUGACACUGGCAAUAUAGAGGAAGCUGAAUCAUCCUUACGCGAGAGUGGUGUCUUGAACUAUGAGGAAGCUAGAGCUCUGUUAGGAAGAUAUGAAUAUCAGAAGGGAAAUUUAGUAGCGGCUUUACAUGUCUUUGAAGGAAUAGAUAUAGUUUCUGUGACUCCCAAGAUUAAAGAUGCCCUUUCCAAAAGCCGAGAACGGCGUAAGAGACAUUCCCAGAAUAAUGAUGAACCGCAAAUGUCUGUACAUGCUGUUGCCUUAUUGUUGGAAGCUGUCUUCCUAAAAGCAAAAUCUUUGCAGGUUCUUGGAAGGUUUAAAGAAGCUGCCCAAUCUUGCAAAGUUAUUCUGGACAUAGUGGAAUCUUCAUUACCUGAAGGCUUGCCUGAUAACUUUGGUGCUGAAUGUAAAUUGCAGGAGACUUUGAGCAAGGCAGUUGAGCUACUUCCGGAAUUAUGGAAACUUGCUGAUUGUCAACGAGAAGCUAUUUUGUCUUACCGGCGAGCACUCCUUCAUGAAUGGAAUCUUGAUGCAGAGACGAUAGCGAAGAUUCAGAAAGAAUUUGCUCUUUUUCUUCUAUAUAGUGGCGGAGAAGCAAUGCCACCUGAUCUUCGUUCCCAAAUGGACGGAUCGUUUGUGCCUAGAAACAACAUUGAAGAGGCUAUACUUCUUUUAAUGAUUUUGCUAAGAAAAGUCACUCUAAAUAGAAUUGAGUGGGAUCCCUCAAUUUUGGACCACCUUUCAUUUGCUCUAUCUGUUUCUGGAGAUUUGAUGAUUUUAGCCAAUCAAUUGGAAGAAUUGCUUCCUGGGACUAUCCAUCGAAAGGAGAGGUUCUAUGCUUUAGCUCUUUGUUAUUACGGAGCAGGGAAGAACGUGGAAGCGCUGGAUCUUCUUAGAAAACUGCUGAGUCAUAGAGAGGACCCAAGACAUGUUCCAAGUUUGUUAAUGGCUUCUAAGAUUUGUUGCGAAAACUUCAGUGUUACAAAAGACCCUGGGGUAAGCUUUGCUCGGAUGGCACUUGAGAACUUGGUUGGAAGAUGUAAUCAGUUAGAAAAUAUGGCCAAUUUCUUACUUGGUGUUUCACUUUCUGCAUACUCGAAAUUGGCCAUUUCUGAUGCUGAGAGGGUUAAGAGACAAUCUGAAGCACUUCAUACCCUUGAAACUGCCUGCAAAUUGAGCAGAAUGGAAGACCCUGUUGUAUUAUACCAUCUGAGUUUAGAAUAUGCUGAGCAACGGAAGUUGGAUGCUGCACUUCAUUAUGCUAAGUGCAUUGUAAAACUUGAAGUUGGCUCUAAUGUUAAAGGUUGGUUACUGUUAUCUAGGGUAUUAUCCGCACAAAAGCGGUUCUUGGAUGCCGAAUCUAUUAUCAAUGCUGCUUUGGAUCAGACUGGGAAAUGGGAUCAAGGUGAUUUGUUACGAACAAAGGCGAAACUUCAGAUUGCUCAGGGCCAGUUAAAGAGUGCCAUUGAGACGUACACUCAGCUUCUUGCUGUUCUUCAAGUUCAUAGUAAAAGUUUUGGUUCUCGGAAUAAGCUAUUUAAGGACAAAAGAGAUCAGAUUAGGAAUUUGGAAGUUGAAGUAUGGCAUGAUCUUGCUUAUGUAUACAUCAGUCUUUCACAGUGGCGUGACGCAGAGGCCUGCCUUUCAAAAUCUCGGGCCAUCAAACUAUACUCUUCUACUAGAUGUCAUGCAAUAGGUAAAAUGUAUGAAGCAAAAGGUCUUUACAAGGAGGCUCUAAAAGCAUUCCGCGAUGCCCUGGACAUUGAUCCUGACCAUGUCCCCAGCUUGAUCUCCACUGCCAUGGUUCUUAGACAUUGCAGUGAUCAAUUGAAUCCUGCAGUCAGAAGCUUUUUGAUGGACGCACUGCGGCACGACAGAUUUUGUGCUUCUGCUUGGUAUAAUCUUGGCCUUCUCCACAAGGCUUACGGUACAGAAUCAGCAUUUGUUGAAGGUGCAGAAUGUUUUCAGGCAGCACACUCUCUUGAAGAAUCUGAACCAGUUGAACCUUUCAGAUGACUGGUUCUAUACCUGUCUGGUUUCUAUUUAUAUUUACUAUCUAUUUAUUCUCUAGUUUUCAUUUUUUAAUUUUGUGAAGGAAAAAAGUCAAAAACAAGAAAUGGAAACAUAAAACAGAAUUUUAUGGCAUGUUUGGUUUGUGAAAAGGUUUUCUUAUGUCAUGUUUCAUUUUUUUAAGGAUUUUAUAAUGGAAAAAAUGAAAAUAGUAAAACAAUAAAAUGUUUUCUGUUUUCAUUUUUCCUUCAUCACAAACCAAAUAAAAUCCACAAGAUUUUUCAACUUUUUUUUGUCCAUAAAAUUCUGAAUAUAUAAAACUCUAAAAGAAAAUAGAAAAUGAAAACAGAAAUUAAACCGUCAUUUGUCCCAUGCUUCAGGUUAUCAGGUUAUGCAUCAUGCAUGACUAUCCUCUAUCAUUUGUUUUUUAUUGGGGUUAGAUGACAAGGAUUUUUGUUGCGAAUCCGAUCCCCUUUAUGUUAGCAUGGUUGGUCUAGUUUGACUUUGACUUCACCAGAGAGGUAGCAUAUAUCAAUUUAAUGGAGAUUUUGCCAUGUUAGUCAAAUAAAAAUGAUGGCAGACUCUCCAGGAAAUUUUUUAAUGCCAUAAUUCAUGGUAUAUGUUUCACUUGUUCAUGAAUUCUGUAAAGAUACUAUCUCAAUAAGGAAUCAGAGAAAAACAGAUGAGACAUGUUUAAUCCUACACUACAAUUUCGAUUUGAGAAAUAUUUGUGAUUUAUUUUAUUAUUAUAUUCACAAUUUUAUUUUCAUAGGAUGGAAUUUGUCUUCCACGUUGAAUGUAAUGAUUUAGUUAUUAGCUUCUCUUGUAAGCAAAUUAAAACCAAGGUUUAAACUUAAACAAGCUGGAGAGCGCAAGAAUGUUACCCUAGUUGCCUUGGGAGUUGAACAAGG
Messenger RNA from Arachis ipaensis, 3416 nucleotides. It is a transcript of the gene NPGR2, whose product is annotated as no pollen germination related 2. Gene Ontology annotation, molecular function: protein binding. The record is from RefSeq and is a predicted model, not a curated record. Lineage: Eukaryota; Viridiplantae; Streptophyta; Magnoliopsida; Fabales; Fabaceae.